GCUUUGUCGUGCUCCGCAUGCCUUACGCUAGAUGUCGCUACUAUCAAUGAACUUUUGACGUGAACUUGAUUGAAACUUAGAAUAACUUAACCAAAAUAUUCUAAGCUUUUUAUGUGAUGUGAAUAGUGAUAACUGUGGGAAUACGUAUAUAAAUAUCAACAUUUGUAAUACUAUGCGUGAGAAAUGCACAUGUGUAGUUUAAAUCGUAGAAUACUACAUCCUGGUUCCUCCUUCCGAAACUUUGGACCAAACCUUAGGAUAAGUAAAUGACGAAAAUUCAAGAACAAAUAAAAUACAGUUCUUCAAAAAUAAGUAGUUAAAAGAAAUGUUUGGAAAUGGCGGAGUUCCUGCCGCUGUGCGACGUGCUCUUCAACGUGAUCUCGCUGGCGGGGUACUUCUGCGACGUCGUGUUCGAUGUCGUGAUGGGCUAUGCGCUGCUUGAGCGAGGAUAUAAGGGCACGUUUGCUGCCGCUAUAUCUAUUGUUAUUACUUCUCUGCUUAUAUCUCAGGUGCUAUCUCUCCGCUGGUACCUCCACGUCUGGUGGGCAGGCGAGGGCCGCAAGGGCCGGCCACCAUGGCUGCCCAUCCUGCUGCACUGCCUGCAACUCGGCGUGCUGUGGAGGUACGCCAGGCUGCUGGUGCCAGUCGAGCUCAGGCGGGUCAAGCAUCAAGUGCGGGACUUGUGUAUGCUCCGGCUAGUGCACGCGUUCUGCGAGGCGGCGCCGAUGUUGCUGCUGCAGCUACAUAUACUGUUCAAGGACGCCAGUCGGGAGCCCGUCAGCGACCUCGCUGUCACGCCGGAGCCGAGUAUUGAUGAGCCUUCAGAAAACAAAGCGUUCGCGGAACUGAACGUGAUAUCAGCAUCACUAUCCCUGUUCUCCGUGUGCUGGGCGCUGGCCAGUUUCAGCAAGAACGUGCGGCUUCAGAACGUGCACCGCCUCGUGCUCACCUGGCUCGGGGUUAUAUUUCAGUUCCUGUGGCGGCUGGGCACGAUAUCAGCGCGGAUCUGCGCGCUCACUGUAUACGCACUAGUCUACGAGUACUGGGUCUUCUUAGUUAUAGGUCUCCACUGGCUGUCCAUGUUCUUAUGGCUGAUCUCCCCAAAGAACGUGUUCCACGGCGAGCGCAUCAGCCGGCCGCGCAAGGCGUACCUGUCCGCGCUCAUAGCCUUCGUGUACGUCUUCGCGUAUGUUAAUCUGCAGGAGUUGAACCAUAGGCAGAAGAUGGUAACAUUCUACUGCGUGAUGUGCGUGGAGAACUGGCUACUAGUAGUAGCGUGGUGGUGGUCAGGCCGCGCUCGUCGCCCCGCGCCUACUGCUGCCGCCGCCGCAGCUGCAUUCCUUGCUGGACUGGCUUUUAUGCUUAUUUAUUAUAGAUAUUUCCACGUACGACGUCUGGGAUACAUGUUAGGAGAACAUCAACAAGGAACGAAUAGCACCAACACGUCCUCACAAAAUAAGGAUUGUAAACAGUCGAACCAGGCUGAUAACCCGACGAUACCAGGAGUGUUCAACUGUCGGUUCUCGAACCCAGUCAGUAACAGCGCUGGUAACGCUCGCAAGAAGAAGAAGCCGACAUCAUUCGUGCCGCCUCCCGCCGCCCCCGCCGCCGCCUUCUGGCGCCGACCCCUGCCCGCCGCGCAUAACCAUCAUGGAGGUUCAUCAGAAAACGAGGGCUCAAGCGUCGGCUCCCGAGUCAACAUCCAGCAGAAACUACAAGAGAAGAAACAAAAACAACUCGCAGAACUACGCGUCAUAGAGGAAGAAAUCAAGCAAGGGAAACUCGCCAAAACAACACCAGUCGCUGCUGAAGAAAUAUACAGUAGUUUGCAAAGACAGCCCAUACCUCGGGCGAAGACCCACGCCGAACCAGCCUGGCCUAACCUAGACCCCACACAUUCCUACCAAAACUACCCAGUCUGCAACAUAUACCCAACUUACACAGAAAUAAAACCAGAUUUCACCCCCGAAGCCCCCGACAUAACAGACCCCCUCAAAAUCCGAAGACUCCCGAACAGAUACGACAACACCCGAACGUUUUACGAGAACCCGGCGAACAUACGGAAUGACGUCACUCGAACGCCAUUACGUUCCCCGAACUAUUUGGCUUUAGAGAACAGGACUUAUGAGACGAACUGUGCUACUGUUCUGAACAAUAGUCCGAGGAAUUAUGAGAAUAAUUACGAAGGUUUAGAGAAGAGGUUGGGGAAUUCUUUAUAUUCUGAGGAGAGGGAGGGGUAUGGGGGGUACUGUGAGGGUAAUGGGGAGUGCGGGUAUGGGGCCCAGUGUGCUCGGGGUCGGAGGGCUGAUCACUUGCGGCGGUUGCAGAGAUGUCGGACACCGGAGAUAUUGCUGGCACCGCAUUAUCUAGAAGGGUGUUCUAGACAUCUGUGCUGUCAUUGGGGACCUCCUUAUACAAACAGGAAAAAAGAGGAAGGAGGAGGAAGCAGCGGGGAGGAGUCUAGUCCGGACGGACCCACCAGGGAGACGCCGAGACCGCCCAGUGAUAUCGAUAGCCAGAUAUCCCUGCCUCGUUCGUACACCCUGCCGCGCGAGUUCCGCUACUGGCGCCGCCGCCCGCGUCUGCGCGACGCGCACGUGCCCAGCAACAACAGCAGUGACGGCGACGUCGACAGCGCGGAUGACAACGACAGCUCCCACCGGUCGAACUGUUCAGCCGCGUCGCAACUGCAGAGCCCGACUUACGAGUACUACCGCCACGAGCGACACGAGCGACACGACGACUACGUGUGCGCCCGCACGCGGCGCCCGCAUGCGCCCCGCAAGCAACCCGCUAAGCCUGAGACUAAGCUAUAGUGUAGUAUGUGGCUUGUAAUCAACAGAAAUUGGGUAUGUUACGGAGGUACAUACCCAUAAUAAUGGUCGUCAGUUUUUUUUUGGAGAUGGCAAACAUGAUGAAAAAGGUCGUUGAACUUAAGGCUCGGUC
Helicoverpa armigera (cotton bollworm) is the source of this 2946-nucleotide messenger RNA. RefSeq lists its product as uncharacterized. Gene Ontology annotation, biological process: engulfment of apoptotic cell; phosphatidylserine exposure on apoptotic cell surface; apoptotic process involved in development. Gene Ontology annotation, cellular component: plasma membrane. Bases 336 to 2816 code for a protein of 826 amino acids. Lineage: Eukaryota; Metazoa; Arthropoda; Insecta; Lepidoptera; Noctuidae. The transcript has 15 exons. The record is from RefSeq and is a predicted model, not a curated record.